Molecule: messenger RNA, 2835 nt
Organism: Trametes versicolor FP-101664 SS1
Lineage: Eukaryota; Fungi; Basidiomycota; Agaricomycetes; Polyporales; Polyporaceae
Exons: 9
Coding region: 1-2808 (935 amino acids)
Source: RefSeq, a predicted model, not a curated record
AUGCUCGCUCUUAGAGCUCUCGCUGGCCUCUCAGUUUACCUGGGGGUCGUCUCCGCUUCCGCCCUCCCGCCCUCCCUCGAAGGACGAAACACCCUCCACGCUCGCGCCACCGUCAAUGGCAGCUGCAUCUCCGCCCCCGACGACGGGACUACGUCGCUCGUAGGCCUGUGCGUCAGCAAGAUCGCCCGAGGAGAGAUUGCCUCGAACGCGUUCUGGACGGACCCGCUGUGCGUCGCCGCUGCGGGUGGCUCUAGCAUGGGUGCCGUUCUGGACGCGGCCUGCUGCGCUGGGACGUGCAGACAGCCUCUUGACACUGGCAAUCUCGACGUUGCUACGGUCUACCGUUCAAUGGUCGGCUCGGGCUGUACUUCUACCCCAGCCUCGAACUGCGCCUUGACAUGGCAGCCGUUUGUGGACUUCAUCUACGGCACCAUCCAGAACACUGGCACCAACAUCUGGCCUGACUCCGGAGACGUCAUUCUGGACAGAUGGCAGGAGAUCGCGACCUGGACUGGGUUUUGCUCGGGCACCAGCUGUGUCAACGGCGCCAUCCCAUACAGCAACUUCAACGACUGGUUCCACUUCUCGUCCGCCGUUACUCAGACUACGCCGGGUACGCCGCAGUUCGUCCAGAUAUUCCCGACGCUGGACGAGAACCUGGACAACACAACUCCAAACGUGCUGUGGCCAUGUCCCUUUGACGACCCCACUCUCUGCUCCUGGGACUGGGCCCCGCCGCCUCCAGGAACUUUCGACACGGACUCAGGUUUGCAGCCUGCGGUGGUGCGAGCAGCAUCUCCCGCGGUCAACAAUGCCGUGGCCAUAUCGGCUACCAGUUCUAGCAGCGCUCAGAACGGCUUCCCGCGGUUUGGCCGUGCCCCGAGUCAGCCUCCUAACCUCCCUCCUCCGGUCUACGCGAACGGACAACUCUUGCCCCUCGUUCUCAACGGAGUACCUGUGGUCUGGAACAUUAGUACAAGCGUGGCCGCGCUCGACACCUCGUUCGCAGCACUGCACCUCAGCCCAGAGAAGCCUCAUACAAAUGCUUCGACGAACGCCGUGAAACGCGCGAUCACCCCGGACGCCUGUCGCGGAACCAUCGACAUCCCCUCGACUUUGCCGACACUCACCUACUACUGCGACAAGCUCCCGCAAAUCUGCGCGAACAUCCGGUCUCAUCCGGAUUGGAACGCUGCUACCGACACCAUGGAUCUCACGUACGACCCUUGGGACGGCGGAAGCAGGCGUGGUGGGUUGUGCAAGCCCUCUGUCACAUCUCAGAUGCAGGCGGCUGGCAAGUGCGACCCACUCCAACACUCUCCCUACCACUGGAAGGUGUCAUGCGACGAGUUUCCGUUCAGCAGUUCCCUUGAGGGCGGCUCGGGGAACGCUGUCAUCCAAGCAGUAUCUCACUACGAGCAGGACCUCCAGAGCACGCUCCAGUCAUCGAUCACCCAUCUCAGGACUAACCAGAGAGACAAGCGGACCAAGUGGUCGGGGGCGAGCAAAUGUCACCGAUACACCCUCAAGCUUGGUACCACGCCUACCACAGGCGCGAGCCCCUCGGCGAUCGGCUUCCUCGACGCGGGCUCGAACUUCUUUUCCAAGGCAGGAGAAACGGCUCGAGAACUCACGAACAGGCACGCAGUCGACGACGUCCCUCCGGAUCCGUUCACGAUGCCUACGGACUACACCGGUCCGAACGACAAUUCUUUGUCGAUCAAGGGUAGCAAGGACAUUAUCGACUGCACUCCUUGCGACUCCGAUGGCGAUGCCAUUUUGGAGAAUGACGAUGUCUUGAAGCCUUCUCCUGCAGCGCAGGAUGCGACCGCACCGACUGCGCCUCCGGAUGCCGCCGCUGCCAGCGCGGCGAUCGAGAAACGCCAGGCAUCGUGUACUGUCCGUCCUACCACUGCGCCCCUUCCCACUUCCUCAGCCGAAGCUUCCGCCAUCGCUGCGAAUGCGGAGUCAGUUGCGAAGGCCGCCGCCGCUGCUGCUGCCGCCGCUUUGGCAUCGGCUGCGAACCCUGCCGCCGACAUGGCUGCUGCCGCUGCCGCUGCCGUGGCUGCAGCGAGCUCUCUCGGCCCUGCCGCCGCUGCUUUGGCAAUGGCUGCGAGCGACUCCGCGCUGGCUUCUGCCAUUGCGUCCGCGCAAUCAGUCACCUCGAUCGCGCAGAACGCGCUGGACAACAUCUUCAACUUCGGUCCAAGCGUUCCGAGCUGGCUCAGUGACAUCUUGAAUGAUGUCUCUCCGGCAUCCUCCUCCGUCUCGACAGCCGCCUCGUCCUCAAUGAAUGUCCUCAACCCAGCCACGCCGAUCCCUCCCGUUUCCGACCCUGCUCACGACCCAAACGUCCCUUCACCCCCGCCCGAUGCGCCCGCAGCCGCCUGCUUCGGGGCGGGCUCCCACGGCUUCCUGAAGAUCGGCGACGCCUUCAUCGUAGACGGGAACGGGCCCGUUCCCGCGGUGCUCGUCGACGAGGGCUCCGACGCGUACUUCGGGCUCACCGUGAACACGAACCGCGUGCUCGGCGAGGUCUCCGGGUGCGACGGCGUGUACCAGUGGAUCGACUCCGACCUGGCGCCGAACUUCCAGGUCGACUGUUCAACGAACGAGUUCGGCAGCUUCUGGAGUGGGGUAAAGCAGCCGUGCUACAUGUACAACCUCCCGUCCGACACCCCGGGCAUCGCCGUCUUUGCGCUGUACUGUGGCACCAGCGCUUCCAACAUCUACUCCUGCCUGCAGCAGAACGGUUUGUUCGGGGGUCUGCAGUCCGCGUUCCUUACUUGGGCAACGUCUGAUAAUUGAACGGUGUAGUCUGUACUUGUGGACCCC